ACUAUUCUCAUCAAUACUAUCAGCAUAAAGACCCCAACCAGGUAAAUAUACUGUUCUCAUCAAUACUAUCCAUAAACACCACAACCAGGUAAAUAUAUUAUUCUCAUCAAUACUAUCAGCAUAAACACCACAACCAGGUAAAUAUACUAUUAUCAUCAAUACUAUCCAUAAACACCACAACCAGGUAAAUAUACUAUUAUCAUCAAUACUAUCCAUAAACACCACAACCAGGUAAAUAUACUAUUAUCAUCAAUACUAUCCAUAAACACCACAACCAGGUAAAUAUACUAUUAUCAUCAAUACUAUCCAUAAACACCACAACCAGGUAAAUAUACUAUUCUCAUCAAUACUAUCAGCAUAAACACCACAACCAGGUAAAUAUAUUAUUCUCAUCAAUACUAUCAGCAUAAACACCACAACCAGGUAAAUAUAUUAUUCUCAUCAAUACUAUCAAUAUAAAAAACCCAACCAGGUAAAUAUACUAUUCUCAUCAAUACUAUCAGCAUAAACACCCCAACCAGGUAAAUAUACUAUUAUCAUCAAUACUAUCAGCAUAAACACCCCAACCAGGUAAAUAUACUAUUAUCAUCAAUACUAUCAGCAUAAACACCCCAACCAGGUAAAUAUACUAUUCUCAUCAAUACUAUCAGCAUAAACACCCCAACCAGGUAAAUAUACUAUUAUCAUCAAUACUAUCAGCAUAAACACCCCAACCAGGUAAAUAUACUAUUAUCAUCAAUACUAUCCAUAAACACCACAACCAGGUAAAUAUACUAUUAUCAUCAAUACUAUCAGCAUAAACACCCCAACCAGGUAAAUAUACUAUUAUCAUCAAUACUAUCCAUAAACACCACAACCAGGUAAAUAUACUAUUAUCAUCAAUACUAUCAGCAUAAACACCCCAACCAGGUAAAUAUACUGUUCUCAUCAAUACUAUCAGCAUAAACACCACAAAAGGUGAACUAUAACACAGUCAGGGAGUACAGCACACAUACACAAUGUGCACAACAACAGUAUUGCUCUUCAGUCCCCAAAGCUAACCCAUUGACUUUAGCUUAGUGGGCUAACAAGGUCCAAGUAGUACAAGUCACUAGAAGUCAGAUAUCAGUGACGUACAUGGAACACUAUCAAUAUGGGAAUGUAUUGUUCCAUUAUACACCCGAUAGACCACCACAGCCAUAUCAGUAGAAAACAGCAGGGUAGGUACACCUCAACCUGCUUUUGGUGCUUUCUGGCUGGCUGGCUGGCUGGCUGGCUUCUCUCCUGAGAGAGACAGAGGAAGAGAGGAAGAGAGGGAGCUGCCUGUGUGGAAGGGGUGUGGUAGCUUCAUGCCAAAAUACACCCACCCUGGCUGUUACAUAACCACUCCUACCUCCCUCAAUCCCUCUCUUUCUCUAUCUCUCCCUCCCUCCUGUAUCACACCCCUCCUUUCCCUGCCUCUUUCUGUCUCCCUUCUCCCCUGUCUCUGUUCAUCCCUCCCUCUCCCUUCUCUAUUCUGUCUCCCUUCUCCAUUCUGUCUCUGUCCAUCCCCCUCUCUCCCUCUCCCUUCUCCAUUCUGUCUCCCUUCUCCAUUCUGUCUCUGUCCAUCCCCCUCUCUCCCUCUCCCUUCUCCAUUCUGUCUCCCUUCUCCAUUCUGUCUCUGUCCAUCCCCCUCUCUCCCUCUCCCUUCUCCAUUCUGUCUCCCUUCUCCAUUCUGUCUCUGUCCAUCCCCCUCUCUCCCUCUCCCUUCUCCAUUCUGUCUCCCUUCUCCAUUCUGUCUCUGUCCAUCCCCCUCUCUCCCUCUCCCUUCUCCAUUCUGUCUCCCUUCUCCAUUCUGUCUCUGUCCAUCCCCCUCUCUCCCUCUCCCUUCUCCAUUCUGUCUCCCUUCUCCAUUCUGUCUCUGUCCAUCCCUACCUCUCCCUCUUCCUUAUCCAUUCUGUCUCCCUUCUCCAUUCUGUCUCUGUCCAUCCCUCCCUCUCCCUCUCCCUUCUCCAUUCUGUCUCCCUUCUCCAUUCUGUCUCUGUCCAUCCCUCCCUCUCCCUCUCCCUUCUCCAUUCUGUCUCCCUUCUCCAUUCUGUCUCUGUCCAUCCCUACCUCUCCCUCUCCCUUAUCCAUUCUGUCUCCCUUCUCCAUUCUGUCUCUGUCCAUCCCUCCCUCUCCCUCUCCCUUCUCCAUUCUGUCUCUGUCCAUCCCUCCCUCUCCCUCUCCCUUCUCCAUUCUGUCUCUGUCCAUCCCUCCCUCUCCCUCUCCCUUCUCCAUUCUGUCUCCCUUCUCCAUUCUGUCUCUGUCCAUCCCCCUCUCUCCCUCUCCCUUCUCCAUUCUGUCUCCCUUCUCCAUUCUGUCUCCCUUCUUCAUUCUGUCUCUGUCCAUCCCCCUCUCUCCCUCUCCCUUCUCCAUUCUGUCUCCAUUCUCCAUUCUGUCUCCCUUCUCCAUUCUGUCUCCCUUCUCCAUUCUGUCUCCCUUCUCCAUUCUGUCUCCCUUCUCCAUUCUGUCUCCCUUCUCCAUUCUGUCUCUGUCCAUCCCUCCCUCUCCCUCUCCCUUCUCCAUUCUGUCUCCCUUCUCCAUUCUGUCUCCCUUCUCCAUUCUGUCUCUGUCCAUCCCUACCUCUCCCUUCUCCAUUCUGUCUCCCUUCUCCAUUCUGUCUCUGUCCAUCCCUACCUCUCCCUUCUCCAUUCUGUCCCCCUUCUCCAUUCUGUCUCUGUCCAUCCCCCUCUCUCCCUCUCCCUUCUCCAUUCUGUCUCCAUUCUGUCUCUGUCCAUCCUUCCCUCUCCCUCUCCCUUCUCCAUUCUGUCUCCCUUCUCCAUUCUGUCUCCCUUCUCCAUUCUGUCUCCCUUCUCCAUUCUGUCUCUGUCCAUCCCCCCCUCUCCCUCUCCCUCUCCCUUCUCCAUUCUGUCUCCCUCCAUCUCUCUCUCGCUCCCUCCCUCUGUCUUCAUCUCUCAUCCACCCCCUCACUCCUUGACGACAUGCAGAGGAGUCGGUUCUCUCAUUUCUGAAGACUCUAAAAAUAACAGAGGGAUGUGGGGAGAGGAGGAGAGGAGGACAGGAACUCACCGAGAGAGAAGAGGGAGCAGACUCCUGUUACGCAGCAUUUUCAGCUCUAUUCCUGUAUGAAUGUACACACACACACACACCACACACACACCACACACACACACACACACACACCACACCAACAGCAUUACACACACCACACA
This is a messenger RNA of Salvelinus fontinalis (brook trout), 3173 nucleotides long. RefSeq lists its product as uncharacterized. The transcript has 2 exons. NCBI's taxonomy places the organism in Eukaryota, Metazoa, Chordata, Actinopteri, Salmoniformes, Salmonidae. The record is from RefSeq and is a predicted model, not a curated record. The coding region runs from base 1329 to 2972 and encodes 547 amino acids.